AUGGAGACCCGGGUGACUGGGAGGACUCCAGUGAGGCCAGUGCUGGCCAGACCCUACCCUACUCUAGUAGAGCGUGGGGUGGCAGUCCUUACCGGCUGCUGUUCGGAUAUCUCCUCCAUGGUACGAGAGGCUCAAAACAAAGCCGUCCAGAUGAUGGAGCAGGCUGUCCAGCGUGUGGGUCAGCUAGCCGUUCUAAAAGGGAGCAAGCUGUGUUUUCUGGAAAACGGCAACAGGAUUUCCAGUGCCCAGGCGUUCACAGCUGCCCUCCAGGAUGGCGUAGCCGCAGGGAUGAGGAGUCUCUUGGACUCUGGGCUGGAGAAAGCACAGGCCCUCAAGCGAGACCUCUCCAGGCAGAGUGCACAUGAGGAGGUCACCAAGAGGAUGAAGGCUAGCGCCCUGGCACUGGUCAGCUCUCUUGCAGACAUCUUUGCUGAAUGGAGACUAAAAAGCUUCAGAACUCAAGUACAAGAAGGUUCUAGACAACAAGGUUCCAAGAUGCUAACUCUUGCAUCAGAAUUCCUGAAGUUAAAAUACUGCUUGGAGAAAACCAUUGAGAUGAUUACAUCCGCACUUAGAGGGUGCCCCAGUGACCUGCAUUGUCUCAGAAGCUGUACUGAAACCAUCUGCAGCCUGGUGCACAAGCUUCACAGUGACUUCCUCGGGCCUGCUGCUUCUGCUGGCCACGGUGGGAAUAAACCCCCUGAUCAUGGGGAACUAGAGUCUCUAGCUAGGUCGCUCCUCGUCUGUUUUGAACGAGAAGAAAGACCUGGUUUGUUGAAACCCCAGGAAUCUUGUCAUCAGAAUAGCAAGGAAGAGCAGUGUGAGUCCAGCGGGGCUGACUACAGUGGAGGCGUGCCAACACGUGCUUGUGAACUAUACGGAGACACAGCCCCAGCAGUGUCCUCACAGGCCUGCACCCUGAAUAGGAUCCAGUGGGUGUGAAACCAUUGCACAGGCACUUGGUGACCGCCCAUGACCAAAAAGAACACUUGGUGACGACGCUCUUCCUCACACAGGAGGACAUAAAAGGAAAUGUGUGUAAAUGUUUAGAGUCCGUGUCUACGCAGAGCCUCAUGUCGGGUGUGGAUAUUACAAACACAUGGAGUCCUGGUU
Molecule: messenger RNA, 1113 nt
Organism: Onychomys torridus (southern grasshopper mouse)
Lineage: Eukaryota; Metazoa; Chordata; Mammalia; Rodentia; Cricetidae
Product: kinesin-like protein KIF14
Exons: 6
Coding region: 1-942 (313 amino acids)
Source: RefSeq, a predicted model, not a curated record